Molecule: messenger RNA, 936 nt
Organism: Penicillium macrosclerotiorum
Lineage: Eukaryota; Fungi; Ascomycota; Eurotiomycetes; Eurotiales; Aspergillaceae
Product: trans-2-enoyl-CoA reductase (NADPH) TSC13
Exons: 3
Coding region: 1-936 (311 amino acids)
Biological process (GO): very long-chain fatty acid biosynthetic process
Molecular function (GO): oxidoreductase activity, acting on the CH-CH group of donors
Source: RefSeq, a predicted model, not a curated record
AUGUCGUCAUCUAAAAUCACUCUCAUCAUUGAGCCACGGGGCAAACCCAUUCGCAGACUCCCCAAGGAGGUCACUGUUGCGCUCAAUUCCUCCGGUGAGGACCUGUACAAUCUCCUCGCUGAUGUCUCUGGCUCUUCUGUCCACCGUUUGCGCAUUACCAAGGGAAGUGACCGCAGCGUUGUGCCCAAUGCGAAGACCACUGCCAUCAAGGACACUGGUCUGCGGGAGUCAAGCGUCAUUCAUGUCAAGGAUCUGGGUCCCCAAAUCGCGUGGCGUACCGUCUUCAUCAUCGAGUAUCUUGGUCCGCUCCUCAUCCCGGCACUGUUCCUUUUCUCUCUCCGCCCACUUGUGUACUUCAAUUUCGACCAGCUUCCCGAGCCAUCCGAGACACAGCUCCUGGUCUGCGCCCUUCUGACCAUCCACUUCCUUAAGCGCGAGUAUGAGACAGUCUUCGUGCACCGCUUUAGCAAUGCCACCAUGCCUGUUCGCAACAUCAUCAAGAACAGCGCCCAUUACUGGGCCCUGGCGGGGUUCAAUAUCGCGUACUGGGUCUUCCGCCCGGAUGCCGCCGCGGCCAGCGCGACCCCCAACCCUGUCCUCGUGUACGCCGGUCUUGCGCUGUUCGUGUUUGGCGAGCUGGCCAACUUCAACGCCCACUUGAUCCUGCGAGAUCUCCGUCGCCCGGGUACCACCGAUCGGGGCAUUCCCUCUGGAUUCGGAUUCAAUCUCGUGACCUGCCCCAAUUAUAUGUUUGAGAUUAUCGCUUGGCUGGGCGUGUUCCUGGUCAGCCAGCUGAGCUGGAGUGUGUUACUCUUUGUGACUGUUGGUGGUAUUCAAAUGUGGAGCUGGGCAUGGAAGAAGGAGAUCCGCUACCGUAAGGAUUUUGGUGACAAGUACAAGAAGAAGCGUACCGUCCUUCUCGCUGGUAUCUGCUAA